AUGCUCAGUUCCCCGGUCUUCUGCCUGAUCAUCCAGAUUGUCGCUCUCGCCUGCUCCCUGCUCUCGGCCGCCCCGUCGUGCCCCAGCAUCUUCCGAUGGCUGCGACAGCCGCAUAAGCGACGCUCCCUGUUCAGAGCCAUCUACAGAGACCAAGAUGGCGUCGCGACCGAGGAAUCCAUGUACGCCUUCUCCGACUGGGGGCAGCGCGCCGGAUUUCUGCUCUGCAUCGUAGCCGGCGCCGCCUUGUCGCUCGCCCGCGCCAUCUCGACCACGCUCACCAACGAUCCAUCGUGGGUUCUUGAACACUGGCUGCAGUUUGGCGCUUGGAUCUCCCUCCUCGUCCCCGGUGGCGCCUUGCUGGUCGAGACCGAGCCCACGGUUCGAUUCACUCACGGCUUACGAGGCAGUUUCGGUUGUCUGCUGGUGAUGCUCGGCCUCUGCACCGAAGCGUAUACACACUAUGUGCUGGGAGACUCGAGUUACGCGGAUCCGCAGCUGGAGACCUUGAUCGCCCAGAUCACCGCCUCCUUCUCGUCCUUUGGUCUCGGUCUGCUUCUGCCCCGGCGCCCGGAUGUCUUCCACAACGGUGCCAUCGUCGACCAGAAAGAUACGCAUUCCUUCCUCAGCCGACUGUCCUUCGGGUGGGCAGGCGGUCUUCUCGAGUCGAUCCGCCAUAACCGCGCCAUCAACAUCCAGGAUCUCCCCGAACUGGACUUUCGCACCCGCUCGGCCAACCUGCAGGAUGCCUUUGACCGCACCCGCGCCGUCCUGGCUGCCUCGGCUCGUACCAGCCUGUGGAAGGUCCUGGUCGUGUCGCAUCGCAAAGCCUUGGUGUCGCAGCUCAUCUUGACCGUCGCUAACGCCAUCCUCACGUUUGCGCCGCAGAUCAGCUUCCUCGGCAUCCUCCGAGCCCUGGAGUCAGCCUCGUCGACAGCAGUCGAAGAGGAGGAGGAUAAUAUCCAACAAGACGCGUCGGUCUGGCUAUGGGUGUUGGCGCUCGGCAUGUCCAUCAUGAUCUCCGCAACGCUGGAGAACUGGAAUUACUGGGUCUCGUCCAACGACAUCGCCGUGCGACUCUACGAACAGCUGUCGGUGGUGAUCUUUGACAAGGCGUUGAGGUCCCAGGAUGGGCCCCGAUCAUCGGCGGAACAGAACAUCCUCAGUCUGGUCGCCGUCGAUGCCAAACGCGUCGCCGACUUUGCCUCUUUGAAUUUCAUGAUCUACGAAGCCCCCUUGAAGGUCGUCAUCGCCGGCAUCUUGAUCGCCCGCUUGCUCGGCUGGCAGAGUCUCCUCGCCGCCAUCGGCGUCCUGUUCGUCCUGACUUUGGUCAACGUCUACGCCAUUCGGCGCUACUCGGUCGCCCAGCAUGACCUCCUCUCCUGGAGGGACCGGAAGCUGUCGACCAUCACAGAGGCCUUGCAGGGUAUCAGACAGAUCAAGUUCUCUGCUCUUGAGAGCCACUGGGAGCGACGCAUCAACACAUUACGCGACAACGAGCUGCAACGCCAGUGGGACGCCUUUUGCGCAAAUCUCUUCCUGAUGGCCAUGUAUGUCUUGGGCCCCAUCUUGAUCUCGGCCGCGUGUCUCAUGGUGUAUGCCCUCCAACACGGCCAGCUCUCGGCCUCUGUGGCGUUCACCGCGAUCUCGGUCUUCGGCACGCUGGAAGUGUCGCUGGCAGUCCUGCCGGAGAUGCUUGCCAACGGGGUCAACGCGGUGAUCAGUCUGGCGCGAAUCGACGCCUACUUGCAGGAUUCCGAGAAGGAGGACAUCCAUAUCCCAGGCCCGGACAUCUCUUUUCACGAUGCAACAAUCUCAUGGUACCCGCAGUCGGAUCGGGGGGACUCUCCGUUCUCCCUGCGCAACGUCUCGCUCAACCUGCCCUCGGCAGGGUUGACGGUGAUUACAGGUCCAACUGGCUCUGGCAAGAGUCUCCUCAUGGCCGCCAUCCUAGGAGAAUGUGCAGUCAGCCACGGCCUCGUCACCAGGCCUGUUCCUCCUGCAGGAUCUGCGGAGAGCUACGACGAGACCGACGAUGAGUGGAUCGUUCCUUCUUCCAUCGCCUACGUUGCACAGACUCCAUGGAUCGAGAACUGCAGCCUGCAGGAGAACGUCCUCUUCGGCCUUCCCUACAACGCCCGACGAUACCAGCAGGUGAUCCGCGCCUGCGCGCUCGACAAGGAUCUGGAGAAUCUCGUCGACGGCGAGACCACCGAACUCGGCGCUCAAGGCGUCAAUCUCAGUGGUGGCCAGCGGUGGCGACUCACUCUCGCCCGGGCACUCUACUCCCGGGCUGGCAUCUUGAUCCUCGAGGAUAUCUUCAGUGCCGUCGAUGCCCACACGGCGCAUCAUCUCUACGAACACGCGCUGACGGGUGAGUUGGCAGCCAACCGCACGCGCAUUCUCGUCACCCACCAUCUUCACCUAUGCCUCCCUCACGCCGAUUAUCUUGUAUCGCUCGAUCAAACGGGGAUCAGGUACUCGGGCUCCGUAUCCGAGCUUCGCAGUAAAGGCCUGUUGUGCGACCUCGAUGCACAAAACACCGAUGAUCCUACAACGGCCAAGCAAGAACCGAAGAGUGCUUUGCAGGCCUGCGUUUUUGCCCCGGACGACGAUGAGGAUGAUACCCCCAAGUCGCACCGACGGUUUGUCGAGGAGGAAGAACGUGCAUCCGGCAACGUCAAAUGGGCUGUUUACUGGCAAUAUAUGCAGCAGGUUGGAGGGUCCUGGCGAUGGCUGGCGUUGGUGGUUGCUUUCAUUUCCUACAGCGGGCUCAUGCUCGGUCGAGGCUGGUGGUUGAACAUCUGGACGAACAAAAGCGAGCAGGCCUCCGCGACGGUAGACGUGAUGUUCUAUCUCGGCAUAUACGUACUUCUCUCCCUGCUGGCCUGUAUAACGGGCGUCCUGCGCAGCUACCUGGCGCUCUCGUCUGCACUGCGCGCUUCGCAAGGCCUGUUCCAUCAGGUGCUCUCGCAUGUGCUGCGCGCACCGCUGCAGUGGCUCAACACCGUGCCCAUGGGCCGGGUGCUCAAUCGCUUCGCUGCCGAUUUCAAUCUGGUGGACUCACGCCUAGGCUACGACUUCAACUAUGCCUUUGCCGCCAUGCUGGAGGUGGUCGCCAUCAUCCUGGCCGGGUCCCUGGUGAACGGCUGGCUGCUUCUGCUGUCCCUGCUGCCUCUCUCGCUGUGUGUGUAUUACGCAUGGCAGUUUCUCACCGUCGCCCGCGAGAUCAAACGCCUGGAAAGCACCACGCGCAGCCCUGUCCUAGAACUGUUCCGCUCUGCGCUGGACGGCCUGGCCACCAUCCGCGCCUUCGAGGUGACGGACCGCUACCGCCAGCUGCUGCAGGGGAAAGUCGACCAGCACGCCCAGGCGGCAUGGAACCUGUGGCUUCUGAUCCGCUGGCUCGGGUUCCGAAUGAGCACGGUGGGCGCGCUCUUCACGACGCUCGCCGCGGCGAUUCUGGUCUCGAUGCAGGGCGUGACGCCCGCGCUGGCCGGGUUCGCCAUCAGCUUCAUUAUCCGAUACAGCGCCGUCGUCUCGCAGGCGAUCCGACAAUACGCCAACCUCGAGAUGUCGAUGAACAGCAUCGAGCGCGUCACGGAAUACAGCAACAUCCCGUGCGAGGAAGCCAAGUCAAGUAACUCUCGCUCUGCCCCUGCUGCGUGGCCCACGGGCGGCAGACUGGACGUGUCGGACCUUGUGGUCAGCUAUUCGCCUGAUCUACCGCCCGUGCUCGCCGGGGUGAGCUUCCACGUGGAGUCGAACCAGCGCGUCGGUAUCGUCGGACGCACGGGAGCCGGGAAAUCAUCGCUUGCCCUAGCCUUGUUCCGUCUGAUCGAGGCCCAACAGGGCUCUAUCUUCGUGGACGGGCUCGACAUCGCAGAGAUCCCGCUGGAGCAGUUACGGAGCCGGCUCGCGAUCAUCCCGCAGGACCCGAUCCUCUUCGCCGGCACGAUCCGGUCGAAUCUCGACCCACUGGAUCAGUACGGUGACGGCGAGCUGAUCGAGGCGCUGGUCCGGGUGCAUUGGCCUGCUGCCGUGACGAUGGUGGCCGCCCAGGAGUCAGACGAGGUGUCGGUCCGGUCCAUCGCCACGACGAUCACGCUGGGAACAAUCUCGAGCUCGAAUCUCUUGGACGUGGAUGACGAGACGGUCGCCCUGCGAUCGUACAGACCCAUUCCCUCCCGGUCGGUGCUUGACGUCCCCGUCACCGAGGGCGGAUGCAACAUGUCGCAAGGCCAGCGCCAGCUGCUCUGUCUUGCGCGCGCGAUCGUCUCACGCCCGAAGAUGGUGGUGCUGGACGAGGCGACCUCGGCGGUCGACAAGGACACCGAUGCUCUGAUCCAACAGUCCAUCCGGGAUGAGUUUGGUCGCAACGCUACCACCCUGUUGGUGAUUGCGCAUCGGCUCAGCACCGUCGCCGACUUCGACCGGAUCCUUGUUCUCGAGGCCGGGAGAGUGGUGGAAUAUGGAUCUCCCGCGGAGCUGGUGUCGAAACGAGGCGCGUUCUUCUCUCUUGUCGAGGAGAGUCCUGAACGAGCGUAUCUGCGGAGUGUCAUUGCCGAGGCUGGACACUCUUCGUGA
Messenger RNA from Penicilliopsis zonata CBS 506.65, 4584 nucleotides. RefSeq lists its product as hypothetical. The transcript is spliced from 3 exons. Lineage: Eukaryota; Fungi; Ascomycota; Eurotiomycetes; Eurotiales; Aspergillaceae. Gene Ontology annotation, molecular function: ABC-type transporter activity; ATP hydrolysis activity; ATP binding. The record is from RefSeq and is a predicted model, not a curated record. The coding region runs from base 1 to 4584 and encodes 1527 amino acids. Gene Ontology annotation, cellular component: membrane. Gene Ontology annotation, biological process: transmembrane transport.